AUGUUACCAGAUGAAGACCAAGUAUCAAGAAUAUUUGCUUGUCCCCAGUGUCCAAAAAUAUUUGCCACCCGUUCUAAUUUGAAACGCCACAUGGAAAAUCCUAAUAUUCACAAUAUACCCUAUGUCAGAAGUCGUGAUCAAAAGCGAUGGAAAGGUCAUUCUAAAAAAGUGGUGUCUAAAGAAGAAACAACCGAAAGUAACAAUGAUAGGAUGAGAAAAUGGCGCGCAGAAAAUCGAGAAAAGAAUAGACAAAAUGAUCUAAGAUGUCGUGUUUAUCGUUUAGCGCGUCAAAAGUAUGGUGAAAAUGACUCUAGUGAAAAGCAAGGGUUCGUGCGAGAAGAAAUUGCCAGAAGACUAGGUCGUCGUAUGAUGAUGGAAAGAAGAGAGGCCAAUGCCUUACUCUCUCCUCUCAGUGAUCUUGUUCAAUUACCCUUCUAUAGUGCUCCCCAACAAAAGAUUGAAUUACCUUCCAUUGAUAGCUUCACAAGAACAAAUUCAUGGUCCUCUUCACCACCAGAUUUCUCUUCCUCAUCAAAUACAUCUUCUCCCAUCCUACCACAUCUAUCUCCUACUUUACAACGUCGUACCAGCAGUAGUAGCAUAAGUAGUGUAAGCAGUAUCACAACACAGCAAAUAGGCAAAGAAAAGAGGCGAUCUUCUUCUGUCACAACCUUAUCCGAUAGCCCAUUUUGUGUGUUACCAUCCAUGCAUGCUUUUCUGUCUUAUGCACCAUCAGCAGGCGGAAUUAAAUAUGUCGACUCCAACAAAAUACUAGAUGAAUUUGUCGGCGUUGUUCUAAAUUACGUAGAUAAUGCAACAGUGGCUCAAUAA
Messenger RNA from Mucor mucedo, 831 nucleotides. RefSeq lists its product as uncharacterized. The coding region runs from base 1 to 831 and encodes 276 amino acids. The transcript is spliced from 7 exons. Lineage: Eukaryota; Fungi; Mucoromycota; Mucoromycetes; Mucorales; Mucoraceae. The record is from RefSeq and is a predicted model, not a curated record.